Messenger RNA from Lolium perenne, 1093 nucleotides. RefSeq lists its product as uncharacterized. NCBI's taxonomy places the organism in Eukaryota, Viridiplantae, Streptophyta, Magnoliopsida, Poales, Poaceae. The record is from RefSeq and is a predicted model, not a curated record.
AUGGAGCUAGAAUUCACAAUUGGAAAAAAUAGAGAUGAUAUCACCUGUGUAUCAUUGGGUACCAGACAAUACUGGCUGAUGCUUCCAUGGGCCUUCCCACAUGUCGCCGGCCACUGGACAUCCUCACCUCCUUGUUGCAGUGCCAAGUCAUCCUGUGGUCUAUGGAUGUUAAAUUUCAUGGAAUAUUUCACGGGGGAUAUUUUAUCCGACAUUCCUGAACAGGUUAAUAUGACAAAUUUUAGAAACAAAUUAGCCAUAAUUUUGGUGGAUUCACAUUUGAAUGAUGAUAAUAUAAGGAAUCGAGACUUGAAAGAUGAUGAAGAACAAACAUUUGAUCCUACUGAUUGUGUCAUUGUGGAUGGACCUCCUAAAAACAUCAAAACAUCGAAACUAGCGUCAGAAAUUGGGUUCAUCUCGCAAUCAUUGCUUUUGUUACCAUCUGCCAAUCCAACAGACCAGGAAUUAAUAGAUGAACUUUGCCUAUACAUCAGCACAGUUGAUGAUAUCCCUUCACUAGAGACCGAAUGGGUUAAAAGUUCGAGUCCUUAUCCUAUUAGUCUUAAUUUAAGACAAAUAAGUAGCAUACUAAAAAUGAAUGAAAAUAUGGACGUUAGUUGCUUUAAUAUGGCUGUAUGGAUACUGGCGUGGCACGACAUCCAGCUUGCUAGGGAUGUCCCAGUCCACUACAUGGAUUUGAACUUCUGUUUGAUGUCUCAAUAUGCACGAGAUCCAAGUCGUAGUGACUAUCCUGACGUUGCUCGGUUGGCUCAGUUGUUUCUUAGCUGGCCUGACAGUAAUGAGUAUCAUAUAUCUGAAUGCAAUAUGAUUUUAUUGCCUUGGGAUAUUGUUGGGUUAUUCCAGUUGUUCGUCUUGGAUCGGCACAAAAAAGUUAUCUCUUUUUUGGACCCGCUUCCAAUACCAUAUUUGGCGAAGACUAUACUUAAAAAUGUGGCCGAUAAUUUUAAUCUUGCCCUCGAAGUUGCAAACCCUGCAUCAAAGGAUGACAUAACUAAAUGGGGUUGCAAGGCUCCCAAAGUUCCAACAAAUCCAGACGAGUAAGAAUCUUAACAAUGUGUUACAAUCUUAACGUAUU